Molecule: messenger RNA, 807 nt
Organism: Clonostachys rhizophaga
Lineage: Eukaryota; Fungi; Ascomycota; Sordariomycetes; Hypocreales; Bionectriaceae
Source: the annotation of a GenBank genome assembly
CUGGUGCUGGAGCCGGAGCCGGAGCCGGAGCAGGAGCAGGAGCAGGAGCAGGAGCAGGAGCAGGAGCAGGAGCAGGAGCAGGAGCAGGAGCAGGAGCAGGAGCAGGAGCCGGAGCCGGCUGGGGACAGGGCUGCUGAGGCUGAGGUUGAGGUUGAGGCUGCGGCUUGGGUUGAGGCUGAGGUUGGGGCUGAGGUUGGGGUUGAGGGCAAGGAACAGGAGCAGGAGCAGGCCCCGAAGAGGGCUUGGGUUGCUGAGGUUGCUGGGGCUGCUGAGGUUGCUGGGGCUGCUGAGGUUGCUGGGGCUGCUGAGGCUGCUGAGGUUGCUGAGGCUGCUGAGGUUGCUGGGGCUGUUGGGGUUGCUGAGGCUGCUGAGGCUGCUGAGGUUGCUGGGGCUGCUGAGGCUGCUGAGGUUGCUGAGGCUGCUGAGGUUGCUGGGGCUGUUGGGGUUGCUGAGGCUGCUGAGGCUGCUGAGGCUGCUGAGGCUGCUGGGGCUGCUGGGGCUGCUGAGGUUGCUGGGGCUGUUGGGGUUGCUGAGGCUGCUGAGGCUGCUGGGGCUGCUGGGGCUGCUGAGGUUGCUGCGGUUUCUGAGGCUGCGGGCAAGGCUGCUGAGGUUGAGGUUGAGGCUGAGGCUGCGGUUGCGGCUUGGGUUGAGGCUGCGGCUGAGGGCAAGGAGCAGGAGCAGGUGCCGGAGCCGGUGCAGGCCCCGAAGAGGGCUUGGGCUGCUGAGGCUGGGGGCAAGAUGGCGAAGGCUGCUGAGGAGCCGGCUGGGGUACGGGAACGGGAACCGGGCAAGGAGCCGGAGGCUUAG